AUGUUGAUCCUGACUGGAAUUAAAUAUUGUAGUCAGGUCAAGCACUGGAUCGUGCCCAUUUUACCAUCAUCCACUCGAUUGGCAAAUGUUGGCCAGUUAACGCGUGCUCUUUCUGCCUGUUUUGCCUUAAAAUCCUACGAUAGCCAUACCAAUUCAUUGAUCAACAACAUUCAAAUGCCCUCUUUUCCGUCCAUGCAUUCGGUUACUACCUGGUGGAAAUACAUGUUCAUUUCACACAUGCAUAAACGAUACCGUUGCCACUCCGAUCAAGGUCAAGCCUACAAGCAACUAGACCCUACUGCAAAAUAUCAACAUCGACAAGAUGACAAGAGAGAUAAAACACGGGCUAAGAGUAGACGACGUGGUUAUGCUUUAUUCGCUGCAGCUGCUGGAUUAUUUUCUUGGGAUGAAUAUAGAAUAAGCGAUGAAGAGCUACGUAGGAUAGAAGCAACGACGAGGUCAGAAUGGCAUGCAUUUUACACGAAAAAGAAUGAUGAAAACGAUCAAGAGGAUUGGGAGAUCGUGAUGGAUCAGGGUGAUUUUAAAAUUUGGAGAAAAGCUGUACCUGGCACCUCUAUUUACCAAUAUAAAGUGAUCGGAACCUAUAAGGACAUAUCCGCCAAUCAGUUUUAUACAACUCAGCGUGAUCUCGAAUAUAGAAAACAAUGGGAUACUCAUGUGGUCAAGCUAGAAGUACACGAUCGUGAUCCUGAAGGAACUAGUGAAUUAGUUUAUUGGGAAUCGCAUUACCCUUUUCCGCUAAGCAAUAGAGACUACGUCUAUGUUCGCCGAGGAAUGGUUGAUGAAUCAACCAAUACUAUGACUAUACUAUCCAAGUCUGUUUCCCAUCCUGAUUUUGAAGAAACUGCGACGAUUGUACGUGGGUCAUCAUAUAAUUCCAUGAUGAUUAUUAAACCUCAUACCAAAUUUAAUAAGCCUGGCCUAGAUUAUCUUCUUAUUUAUUUUGAUGAUCCCAAAGGUUAUAUACCAUCAUACUGUCUAAAUUGGGCCGCAAGUUCAGUGUGUAAUCAAUCUAUCGAUUAUGACUGA
Trichoplax adhaerens is the source of this 1050-nucleotide messenger RNA. RefSeq lists its product as uncharacterized. The transcript has 9 exons. The record is from RefSeq and is a predicted model, not a curated record. Lineage: Eukaryota; Metazoa; Placozoa; Uniplacotomia; Trichoplacea; Trichoplacidae. Gene Ontology annotation, molecular function: lipid binding. Bases 1 to 1050 code for a protein of 349 amino acids.